Prunus mume (Japanese apricot) is the source of this 2298-nucleotide messenger RNA. RefSeq names its product Major facilitator superfamily protein (gene G3PP4). NCBI's taxonomy places the organism in Eukaryota, Viridiplantae, Streptophyta, Magnoliopsida, Rosales, Rosaceae. Gene Ontology annotation, molecular function: transmembrane transporter activity. Gene Ontology annotation, biological process: phosphate ion homeostasis; transmembrane transport. Gene Ontology annotation, cellular component: membrane. The record is from RefSeq and is a predicted model, not a curated record.
UCACGCUUCGCCACGUAUACUCCCUCUUGCUCAUGCUCUGUCCCCCGUCCUGUACGCUUUCCCUCUGAUCCUCUCGUCGAUGCAAACCAGUGAAAUUUUGGCUCUUAAUAGCUUUCACCAUGGUUCUUCAAUUCAAUAAGAUCACGUUUUCUCUCUCUGAACCUUCGUUCUGAUAUUUCGAAGUAUGAAAUUUGCGAUUUUGCAUUGUGGGUUUUCUUGGAUUUGAAAGAUGAAUGUGAUAUGAAGGUGGUGGCGCAGGGUUUGUGAAAGGAAAUUUUUGUUCCCUUUGGUUUUGGUUUUGGUUUUUUCUUGCUUUUUGUGGGGUUUUGACAGGAUGUCUCAUAGUUCUGAUACAAGGAGAGAAAUCCCACCUGGGAUUUUGCUUAUUAGAAGCAUUAGAGGCAAAGAUUGGAGUCUUUCUACAUAUAGAUAUGUGAUUUUGCUUGUUACUUUCAUAGCUUAUGCAUGUUACCAUGCUUCAAGAAAACCCAGUAGUAUAGUGAAAAGUGUUUUGUAUCCUGAUCCCAACAAAGGCACAGGCUUAGGCUUGGACCCCUUGUUUGGCAGGGUUUUUGUUAAGGAAGAGUUUGGAGGAAAUGGGAAUUAUAGGUUGAAAGAGAAAGGUUGGGCUCCGUUUAAUGGAACCGACGGGACGUCGAAGUUGGGAGAGAUUGAUGUUGCAUUUCUUGCAUGUUACUCUUUGGGAAUGUAUGCUGCUGGGCAUUUGGGAGAUACAUUGGACCUCCGGUUGUUCUUGACAGCCGGGAUGAUUGGGAGUGGCAUUUUUGUUGCACUAUUUGGGAUGGGAUACUUCUGGAAUGUUCAUGUGUUUGGUUUUUAUCUUGGGAUGCAAAUGGUUGCUGGGUUAUUCCAAGCAACUGGGUGGCCUUCGGUUGUUGCUGUGAUUGGUAAUUGGUUUGGAAAAGGGAAGAGGGGUUUGAUUAUGGGUAUAUGGAAUGCACAUACUUCCAUUGGGAAUAUUAGUGGCUCACUUCUUGCUGCUAGUGUUCUGGACUAUGGGUGGGGUUGGUGUUUUAUAGUUCCAGGUGCUUUUAUUGCAGUGGGAGGUGUAAUGGUUUUCUUCUUCUUGGCUCCAUAUCCUGAGGACAUUGGAUUUUCUUUCCCACAAGGUUCACCUUCUGAUUUGGAGGCAAACCCUAAGGACGAAGAAGCUAAUGUAAGAAAAGAAACUACAGAGGAAGAUGAAACACAAACUAUUAACCGAGCUGGGUCUGUGAGCAGGACAAGUGUUGGGCUUCUUGAAGCUUGUCUAAUACCAGGAGUUAUACCCUUUGCGCUGUGCCUCUUCUUCUCAAAGCUUGUGGCCUACACGUUUCUGUACUGGCUGCCAUUUUACUUAAGUCAGACAGAAAUAGGAGGAGAAUAUGUUUCUGUAAAAUCUGCUGGAAACCUCUCCACUUUGUUCGAUGUAGGGGGCAUAGUUGGUGGAAUCCUUGCUGGCUACAUAUCUGAUAAACUUAAUGCUCGAGCGACCACAGCAGCCAGCUUCAUGUGUGCUGCAAUUCCAGCAAUGCUUUUAUAUCGCAGAUAUGGCAGUAUUUCACACAAUAUCAACAUUGUGCUUAUGAUGGUUGCUGGCUUGUUUAUUAAUGGGCCCUAUGCACUUAUCACCACUGCGGUAUCUGCAGACCUUGGUACGCACAGUUCGCUUAGAGGGGAUUCUCGAGCACUGGCAACAGUUACUGCCAUAAUUGAUGGUACUGGAUCAGUUGGUGCAGCUUUUGGCCCUCUUCUUACUGGUUUCCUUUCAACAAAGGGAUGGGAUGCAGUAUUUGUGAUGUUAAUGAUUUGUGCUCUUAUUGCGGCACUUCUUUUAUCACGUUUGGUUAUGGCUGAAAUUGCUGAGAAGACUUGCAAACAAGUUCCUGUAUCCGGUGGGCGACAAAGUUUCGGAGCUCCUGCAUCCCAACCACUUCUAAGUGAUCGACGAUGAUACUAAGGGAUGCCCUCAAGAAGCUUCAUCAUAUGCCGGAAAUCAUGAAAAACAAGCUUCAUUAUGUUGAUAAAUUCAAGCACAACUUGUAGGUGAUAAUUUGUGGUCUUGAGAAACAAAUUUCUUUGGCCAUAUUACAAAACGAAACAUAAGCAUCAGUUUACGUCAAAGCUGAAAGGCUUCAGAAGUAGAGCUUUUUAAGCACCCAUUUUGGUGUUCAUUUUCUGUAAUAUAUGCAAAAUAAUAAGCAGUUUUAGAUUUUGCUUACUUUGGGUAAUUGCUGUCCAAUCUGGGUGAAUUUUGUUUACAGAUAAUGCUGAAGAUAGAAUUCAAUGUUUUCCAUA